This is a messenger RNA of Botrytis cinerea B05.10, 1617 nucleotides long. RefSeq lists its product as hypothetical. The coding region runs from base 258 to 1130 and encodes 290 amino acids. The transcript has a single exon. Lineage: Eukaryota; Fungi; Ascomycota; Leotiomycetes; Helotiales; Sclerotiniaceae. The record is from RefSeq and is a predicted model, not a curated record.
CAAAAAAAUACUUCUGCUAUAUAUUAAUACUUCCACAAACAUCAAUAUUUCUCUUUCACAAUCCCCCUUCGAUCGCCAGUGUUACCCACGAAGAGUGAUUACGCUACUUGACUUCCGAAAAGCCCAUUUGACAUCAGACGAUUGCUCAUAAAUUUAUCGUCCUCCUCUCGUGGUUCAAUCCAGCAGUGGCAACUGCAAGUGUCAUCCAAUCUCUUCCUUCUAAUCUCAAAACUCUAUAUACCACAUUUUCAUGCGACAUGGCACCGAGUCUGAGGUCGAAGAUUCUCAAAUCUCUUCCUUUAAGGGCCAGGAAAAUGUUUACUUCUAGAGCUGCUUUGAAAAAUGCAGAUGAUAAAUCGCCUGUUUCCAAUCCAUUCCCGUUUUUACAACUUCCUGCAGAAUUGCGGAUUCAGAUAUAUGAAGAACUCGCUCCAAAGUCGGAAUCGAAAUCCAGAAAUGUCUUAAGAGUCACACGGACUCAUUUAAGAAAAGAUCCCGAGAGAGGAAAAUAUGCUAUAGAAAGGUGUUUAACGAACGAUGCUAGCCGUCACUACCCAGAAAUAUUACGUUUGAAUCGACUGAUUUAUCAUGAGGCCAUGCCACUGUGGUAUGGGAUCGAUAAGCUUCAAAUCUGGAUAAUUAGCCCAGUAAUCGAAUUCAACAUAAAAACAACUCUACCGAGCAAUUUACCUUAUUUCCUGAGAUUCAUAACGUCGCUUCGCAUCGAUAUUUUCGUUGAGAAUGAUGAUAUAUCAUCGGCAUUAAAAUCAGGGGGACCACAGACGCCUAGAUUUUGGACAAAGUUUGGAAACCGUUUGGCUGAACAUGGCACCCUCACACACCUUCACCUGCGCUUCUCAUUGCGAACACCAAUACGGCUUCCACUCUCCACCUUUCCUUCACAUUUUCUCGACAUUCUUUUGGACUCCUACGUCGAACCUUUUCGAGGAAUAUCAGGAUUGUUGAAUCUGAAAACUCAAAUCGACGUACGACACAAUCCGUUCUACCAGGGCGAAAGAAAUGAAAUCAGCCUUGGGACAAGAGUUUAUUCCUCUGUGGAGGAAGAUGCACGUGCGUAUCUGGACACUUUCGAGUCUGAAAUGCUCCAAGUCACAAAGUCGAUACAUUGAUAUACUACAACCAUCACCCAUAUCUCCACUUCUACGAUAUGAUUGUAGAAUUACGUGCUGUAUAUACGAAACGAAUACAUGGUCCCUGAAUAUGCGAUAUCAUCUAUCAGAUUUAACCACGUUCGGAAACUUUGAGAGAUGGUGAAUCCAUCUGCCCAGCAGUACUACAUCUCAAUAUGUCAUUGGUCACUUGGUACUCCCAGAUCGCUAAACUAUCGAUCAGAACGUAUUCAACAUCCAUGCAACGAAGAGAUUUCCAGCAAUAUUCCCCGCAAAUUUCCAGGCAGAAAAUCAAAAGCUCAAGUCGGAUAUCUCGUAAAUAUGUAUUCGAACAUGUUCACACAUAUAGACGAAGUCCUCCCGGAUCCUCUUUCAUCAAAUUAUAAUUAUAAUUACCUGGUUUCUCUCAUCUCCUCAUCUUCGAUCUCGGUUCCUCUAUAAUCAUCACACUUGUUCGAAACCUCUCCUCGAAAUCAUUACAUCGACA